Messenger RNA from Astyanax mexicanus (Mexican tetra), 1581 nucleotides. RefSeq names its product chromosome 3 C18orf21 homolog (gene rmp24). The coding region runs from base 183 to 842 and encodes 219 amino acids. NCBI's taxonomy places the organism in Eukaryota, Metazoa, Chordata, Actinopteri, Characiformes, Acestrorhamphidae. The record is from RefSeq and is a predicted model, not a curated record. The transcript has 5 exons.
UAGCUGAGACAGCGUGUUAGCCAGCUAGCUAGCUAGUUUGUUGUCAACACAAGUGAACGAUUCACUUUAUUUCCCUAUAGAUUUCCUCAGUAAGUUAGAUAAGUGAUAUAUUAUCAGUAUCAGCGGUGUGUUGUCUGUAAUAGGAACUGCUGUGUGUUUAAUCAGAGCAGCCGCGCUGAACCAUGACUGAUAAGAAGCUGCAGUACAGAACCGAGGGGUUUCUGAUGAGCGCCUCUGCGCUCUUUAAAGACACGUGUACAGAGCAGGCUCGCUUCCUCAUGCAGAGGCAUCAGAUGAGUGCUCCUGCCCUGCCAGACACUGUGCUCUGCCCCUUUUGUUACCAGUGGCGCCAACCAGGCGAGUACCGUGUGAGGCUGCAUCCCAAACGCAGGCCGUCUGCGCAGGUGAGGAGGCUGCUCAGGAGAGAAGCAGCCCACAAGAGGCUCAGUGCUGGAGAAAUGAAGGUUCUCCAGAAAUUCAGAAAGGCCUCCAAUGUUCUGAUGGCCACCUGUCACGCUUGUAAUAAGACAUCCAGACAAGUUGGAAUUAACAGGGAAUUCUUGGCUGCCUUUUCAAAGACCUACGGCACCCCGAUGAGCACGGGCAAGCGCAAGACCCCUCAGUCAGCCAACAAGCCUACACCAAAGUCUGGAACCCAUGAGAAGACCCCACACAAAACACCACACAGAACACCAGCAUCAAAAUCCUCAGACAGCGGCAGCUCAUCAAAGUCAUCCAGCGUGAAGAAGUCUGCUUUCUCUCGUCUUAGGAAGCUCCUGAUGCUUGAGGACAGCCAGAAGAGUAAGAAAGGGGGUCUGAAAGACUUCCUCUCCUCUUUGUGAGGGCCUUAAGGGGCCACAGAAACCCCACAUCGGCAGGCUGUGGCCUACUUUGGGCAGCGCUCCUGGAAUUCAGAGCAGCUCAGAGAGUGGGGCAGGGGGUCUGGACCGCUGGUCACUUCACUCUGUGCAACAGUGCCACCUAGUGGUCCAGUCACUACAGCCUGGUCACAAACUCCAGGCUCCCAUAUUUCCAGCAGUCAUCACCCCCAAACCAACCUGGUGUUUCUUCAGGGGUCUCCCGGGACCACUUAUGUCCUGUUCUAGUUAAGGACUUGGAGAGAACCACAUGGUUAAUUACACAGCUUUCACUGAGGAGUUUCUAUUACAGCUGGUAGUCUGUAAGCACUGUUCUAUAAUCUGAUCUAUAAUCUGAUCUAUAAUCGAAUGUUGUAAUUUAUACUUAUAUCUUUGAUAUCUAGGAGGAAAGUGAUCCUAGUGGGAUGCUGUUGUUACAAGAUCAUGACUACUUACUUACUUUAUAUCAAUGCCUAUGUAACUGAAAUAUUUUGUACACUUAUGGUGCAUAUGGUGAAAGUUGUGGUGAUUGCUUGUGGUUUACCUGAUGUUUACAUUUGUUGGGCUGUUCUGGCCUGCAACUGUAUUUCAAAGACCAAAGAUAUGUUGUUGAAUGUGAUUCUCAUGCAGUAUUUUCAGCUAAAUACAGCUUGUUUGUAAAUCAUUGUUUUUUUUAUUUGUUCAUCACUUUCUAUUUUCAAUAAAUCAAGUCCAAAUCUGCAAA